UUUUGUGUAUGUGUUGUUGCUGUUGGUGUUGAUGUUGUUGGUGGGUUUUUAUGUUACCGUAAUAAUAUCGCUGUUGUCGAUCGAGGACGACGGAUUAUUGAAGGAGUUAAAAGUGAAAUUGUUGAAAUUAUACAGCGAGAGAUUAUACUAGUCAUCUCGUUGUUGUUGUUGUUUGUUUGUUUAUUAUUUGGCCGCGGUCCCGGCGAAUAACGCAAACACCGAAAGUACGGAAAACGCCGCCCACGUGACGAGGAAUAUUUCACACCGUCGACGUACCAACGGGGAAAAAUCGAGAUAAACGGGUCGGAGGUGUCCACGUGCUGCUGCGACAGUCAAACAAGUGUCACAUAGAUAUAUAUGGACCAAGUUUCGAUGAGAUUUUUUUUUGAAGAAAAACAACAAUAACUACAACGACUAACCAAAACGAAAAGACAAGCAAAGUGUUGUGAGAUAUCAGUGUCACUUAUACGCACAAUACAUUAUCAACGAACCUAGAAAUUUUCGUCAAGAAAAGAAGAUUGUAACACUUGAAAGAUCGAAAAGAUAUAUAUGCGUACAUAUAUUAAUAUAUGUAUAUAACAAGUUUCUUCUUUCGAAUCGUUUCCCGAUCGUCAUGCGACGUUGUUUCUAUCUCGUCAAUCGUCCAAAUGUGUGUGCGGAUGUGUGUGCAGCGGGUGUGCGGUAAGGUAGAUAGAUAGAUAGGUAGACAUAUAUAGAUAUAUAUAUAUAUACGUAAAUAGAUAGACAAAAGACAGGUACAAAUAAUUGGUCCAUUAUAAGCGCCAGAAACGGUAAGCAAGGAAGAGGAGAGUGUUGUGAUCAAGGAAGAAAAUGAAUCGCGCGUUAAGCGGCGAAUAGAGGGGGGGGAAAGAAGAAGAGAAGAGAAAAGAAACGGAGGAGGGAAAGAAAAGGAAAGGAGAGGAGAUCGCGGGCGGGAGAUUAUCCGGUGACUUUUUGCGAGAGAAGCAUCGCCGCAAUGCUCGAGGACCAGCCGCUCGACCUGAGCGUCAGGGUUGGCGACUAUCCGGAGUUCGAAAACGAGCAGGAGUCGGCCGACCUAUUCGAACCGGAAGUCAAAGACGUCGACGAACCGGCCGCCCUUAGACUUCAGGGCAAUGUCGCCGAGUAUUCGUCUCAGGGCGAAAGGACCUGCUCCGAGGACUCGGAUGAUUCCUGCUCGGACAAUAACCAGAAGAACUCUACCGGCACCAGGUCGAGGUCCAGGCCUCCCGGCACGAAACCCUACAAGAAGAACCUCAUGAGGCGAUACCUCGACACGAGGGAACUUCAACCGGCACACGACACGGGGGAUAAAGAGGUACUCGGAUUGGCCAGUAUCAAGGCGGAGCCCGGUUCGACAACCGGUGCGAGACUACUUCACGACAUACUUUCUCAGCACCCCCAGCAGCAUGGCAUUGCCGGAUUGCAGAACGGGUAUGCUCGUCAUUUAACCACUGCUCACGGGCAGAUGGGACAGCAAGGGUACUCUAAUGGAUCGCUCGCCACGUCGAACACCCCUGGCGGUGGAUCACUGCCGGCGAGUCCGGCUGACAGCGGUGUCAGCGAUGUUGAAUCCAGCACAUCUUCAGGCGGGAACGACGACGCUAAUAUGUUGCUCAAGGCGCGUCUAAAUCCAAACUCGGCGCUGCAAUCCACGCUGGCUUCUCAUCACUCCCACUUGACGACAGCUCUGGGACGAUCAGCGUGUCACAGUCCGGGUGUCUACCAGACGACUGCCGGCGGUUUCCUCACGCCCUCUUACCAGCAUCCCCAUCAUCAACACGCCCCGGCCAGCUAUCACCAUCCGCACAGAAGUAGCCCUCCUCAUCACCACCAUGCCGGCAAUAAUCACGGCAUGGGACCGGCCAUGGGACCACCGCCAGGCCACCACCAUCACCACCACCACCAUCACCAGCACCAAAGUUUACAGCAUCUUCACUACCGCCAACCACCGACACUGUCCGAGAGUUACAGCAACUACGUGAGUUCGAUGUACGGAGGCGGAGGACAGUUUGCGACACCCUGCACGCCGAGUCCACCGCGUGGACCAGGAGGCGUACCCACGAGCGUUAUCCAGGCGGCGACCAGUUCGGUUUCGGACGAUCUCUACCUCCUGGAGUUGGGCUUUCAACCGCGGCCGAAGAAGAGCAAGCUGAAGAAGCCUCGGCAGGGCGGCGAAGGCGGUGCGGCGGUGAAGCGGAAAUCGAGGGAGGGCUCGACGACCUAUCUCUGGGAGUUUUUACUCAAGCUCUUGCAGGACCGGGAGUACUGUCCGCGUUACAUUAAGUGGACGAACAGGGACCGGGGAGUCUUCAAGCUCGUCGACAGCAAGGCGGUGUCUAGGCUGUGGGGAUUGCACAAGAAUAAACCGGAUAUGAAUUACGAGACAAUGGGACGCGCCCUUCGGUACUAUUAUCAGAGGGGCAUCCUCGCCAAGGUUGACGGUCAGCGACUGGUUUACCAGUUCGUCGACGUUCCUAAGGACAUUGUUGAGAUCGAUUGUACGGGGGCGUGAGAUCAGGCCCCGCCCUGGCGAAACCUUGGCAAAUAUCACAACGAUAGGAUUAAAAUGCAGCGAAUAUUGCGGGCGAGAUUAUUGUUACAAGACAAUGACGGUAUGAAAGACGAGAGAAGCCCAGAAACGGCUGAUCUACUCCACUCGUCUACGAGCUCAUCGCCGCCCCGUCGGACGGAAUCGGAUUUACCGCCCGCUUGGCAUACUCCUCAAAUAAUCUAAAUCAUCCCCCUGACUCUGUUAUUAUACAUAUUAUAUAUACACGCGCAUGCAUAUUGUAUAUGAUUGAUAUAAUAAUAAUGACAAAGCGGUAACAAUUUUUUAUUAUACCUUUUAAAUUUUACGUAAUAUUACAUUAUAUAUCUACAUUGUUUAUAUAUAUAUGUACGCCAAGCACAGAAACGAGAAUCCACGUACCCUGGUAUAUGUAUAAAUUAGCAGUUUAUAUAUUGGUUAGAAUUUUUUAAAUUUGUACAAAAUUUAGUUAUUGUAAUAAUAAUAAUAAUAAUAAUAAUAAUAAUUGUAAUUGUAAUUGUAAUAUCUAAUAAUAAUUAUUAUAUUAUAGUUGAAUGGUCGGACAUAUAAAGAUUGUGUAUUAUGUAGUAAAGGACAAAUUACUUAAUUUAUGUACGAUGAGGAUGAAGUUAAAACGAAACAGAACAAAACAAACAGAAAAAAAAAAUAACUAAUCAACAAUUGUACAUUUGAAAAAUGGUAAAUUAUUUAUUAUUGUAUAUUUAGAUGACUAUAUAAUAUACCUGAUUAAAAAAUGAUAAAAAAAAAGAAAAAAAAAUUGUUAAAGUGGAAAGUUUAAAUGAAACGAAAUAUACGGGCUGUGAAAUGGUUUAUAGAAGGAGUGUUAAAGUUUUGAUGGAGCGAGCUCAGGGAGGAAGGGGGAUAUAUUAUAUAUAUUUUUUUAAUAAUGAUGGUGACAACGCGUGACUGCUUACACAAAAGAGAAAAAAAAACUGCUGAGGUCCGUUUAAUCGACGUGAAUAUGGUGCUGGCUAUACACACAAGAGGUCCAACAAUGUUAUCUAGAAGAAAAAAAAAACAACUAUAUAGCGUUUAAAAUGAUAUAGUAUGUUAUACAUAUGUAUGUAUGUAUGUAUGUGUAUGUAUAUAUGUAUGUAUAUGUGCGUAUGUACACACACACACGCACGCGCACGCACACACACACACACACACACACACACACACGAAAUAGAAAUUAUCGACAAUUAAGAAGAGGAAGAUGAAAACAAGAAUUUGUUUGAAGGAAAUUAACAAGAAAUAUAUGUAUAUACAUAUAUAUAUAUACGUAUAUACACACACACACCAUUUAUCUCUGUAUAUAUACAAAGUAUACCAUUGCAUAUAUAAAUACAUAUAUAUCUAUAUAUUAACACUUAUUACAAUAUUUAAAUAUAUAUUAUUAUAUAUAUGAGUAUAGGUAUAUUGUAUGUUACGUAGUAGAUGGCAACUGUGCGUUGUGCAUGAAUCAGAAUUGCAACGAAGAAGGAUGAUUUUCUAACAAGGUAAAUUUAAACUUUGCCCUAUUUUCGCGUUUUUAUUUUCCUAUUAUUUUGGAGUUUUCUCUCUCGUUGAUAAGAAUCUCAUUAAAAAAUGUAGUAGACGAAUAUAUAAGAUACACAAAAAUGACCGGUUAAACGACCCGCAUACAUUGUGCAAAAGUUGGUGCAAAGUUUAAUUGAAAACUGCGAAAGAAAAUUCCCAAGCUUUAGCCCAGGGUGUAAUAAUAAUGAUAAAAACAAUAAUAAUAGUAAUAAUGGUAAUGAUAACAAUAUUAAUAGCAAAAAUAUUAAUAGUAAUACUAAAUAAUGAUCAUAAUAAUGAUGAUACUGAUAACAUUGAAAUAUCCAGAGUAAAAUUCAAAUUAUUGUCGCCCCCAGGUAUGAAAUUGAGCAUACGGAAUAUAUCACCUUAAUUUUAAGUUUUGUAUAUACACACAUCUCUAUAUAUAUAUAAAGAAUAUUGUUUAAGACUUAAUCAUAUAUCUAUACGUUGAAAUAUGUACUGGAAUUUUGAAAAUCAAUUAUAUUGAAUAUAAUAUAGGGUUCUGCAAAACAAAUCUGAUAAAUUUAAACGACCCUGCAUAUUUCACUAUGAUAGUACAGUUGAAAAGAUAGACUCAAAUGAAAAUAAAUAUAUCACGAAAAAAAAA
Neodiprion virginianus is the source of this 4679-nucleotide messenger RNA. It is a transcript of the gene Eip74EF, whose product is annotated as ecdysone-induced protein 74EF. Gene Ontology annotation, cellular component: nucleus. Gene Ontology annotation, molecular function: sequence-specific DNA binding; DNA-binding transcription factor activity, RNA polymerase II-specific. The coding region runs from base 977 to 2515 and encodes 512 amino acids. Lineage: Eukaryota; Metazoa; Arthropoda; Insecta; Hymenoptera; Diprionidae. Gene Ontology annotation, biological process: regulation of transcription by RNA polymerase II; cell differentiation. The record is from RefSeq and is a predicted model, not a curated record. The transcript has 5 exons.